UCUCUGCUUAACAACAGUAACGUCACGGGGUCCCAUCCAGGAGAGUUGGGUUGGAAGUUAGAAAGUUUUGCAGCCUCCAGAGGGCUGUAGCCGCAGUAGCAGCGAGCAGCAUCUAAGGACUCCUGCAAGCGGAAGAGCCAGCGGCUGACUCGGUCCUUUCAGCGAAGCUGCCUGCGGGAGAAGGAGAAGAAGGCGGCGGCAGCAGCAGACAUGGAACAUCAGCUGCUCUGCUGUGAAGUGGAAACCAUCCGGAGAGCAUAUCUGGACGCCAACCUUCUCAAUGACAGGGUCUUGCAGACUAUGCUGAAAGCGGAGGAGACCUGCUCGCCCUCGGUCUCCUACUUCAAGUGCGUGCAGAAGGAGAUCUUACCAUAUAUGAGGAAAAUAGUGGCCACUUGGAUGUUGGAGGUUUGUGAGGAACAGAAAUGUGAAGAGGAGGUUUUUCCUUUGGCUAUGAAUUAUUUGGACCGAUACCUCUCCUUUGAACCCCUCAAGAAGAGCCGUUUGCAACUUCUGGGAGCUACCUGUAUGUUUGUGGCUUCAAAAAUGAAGGAGACUAUUCCUCUAACUGCAGAAAAAUUGUGCAUUUACACUGACAACUCCAUUAGACCCAACGAAUUACUGCAAAUGGAACUGCUUCUGGUGAAUAAGCUGAAAUGGAAUCUGGCAGCAAUGACCCCUCAUGAUUUUAUUGAACAUUUUCUAGCUAAAAUGCCUGUGGCAGAAGACAGCAAGCAGAUCAUCCGUAAACACGCCCAGACUUUUGUGGCUCUAUGUGCUACAGAUGUUAAGUUUAUUUCAAACCCACCUUCCAUGAUCGCUGCUGGUAGCGUGGUAGCAGCUGUGCAAGGCCUUCACCUUGGAAACACCAACACUUUCCUGUCAUACCAAUGUCUCACACAUUUCCUAUCAAAAGUUAUCAAAUGUGAUCCGGAUUGUUUACGAGCCUGCCAGGAACAGAUUGAAUCCCUCCUUGAAUCUAGUCUGCGCCAGGCACAGCAACACAACGUAUCUUCAGAAACAAAGACUGUUGAAGAUGAAGCAGACCUCUCCUGCACACCCACUGAUGUUAGAGAUGUGAAUAUUUAAGAGGACUUCAGCAAUCGGGGUUUGCUUUGCAGCAUCAGCAAAUAAAGAAAGGGCAUCUGAGAUGGAAUCAGGAUCUUGUCCCCCAGAAAUCCUUUUCUCCAGGACUUUUUAUACCAGAAGGGAAAAUGUCAUUCAUUAUUUUCUUCGUUAUUCCUUCCUUCCUUUGUGACUUUUAACAGACAACCCCGGCUCCCCACCCCCAACUGUCUUAAAAAGAAAACAUAGUAUUUGCAUGAUCUCCAGGGGUUUUCGCUACAAAAUAGAGGAUUUUAUACAAUAAUCAACUAGUUUUUUAUAUUAAGUGUUUUUGUCUCUAUGUUGUAAAAAUAGGCAUUAACACGCGUGUGCACACACAUAAUGUCUCCAGGGGAGGUAUUAGAAUUGAUUGUUCGAUAUUAAAAAAAGCCAACCAUUUUUAAAGUAGAAGAGGUUUUUUUUUUAAGGUAGAUUACUUACGUUUUGGGGUUUUUUUCCUUUAAAAAGCAUAGCUUUAAUGCAGUUCUAGGCUUUUCUGUAUCUUGCUUGCUUAUGCAUUUAGUCACUUUAUAAUUCAUCUGUAAAUGUUAUUUUAUUCCCUUAGGUUUUAUCCUCUUCACCUUAUAAAUGGUUAAUGUAACCUUUACGUUAGUAUAUGUUAGCAUACAGCAUGAUUAUAUGUUAAUCUUCAGUGCCUGUGGAUUACCUGUGCAUAAGGCUUCUAGGGUUCCAGCUCACCAUAGCCAGGGACAAACCAGACAUCCUGCUCUAGUCAUAAAUAAAGAGAAAUCACAAUAGUGAUGUAAUAUAUUUUUGUAAACUUCCUAUUUUUGUAGUUACCUGUGUAAAAAAAUGCUGGUUUUUACCCAAAAGCUUUGCAGCCUAAUUAUGUCCAGGUUGAAUCCACAGUUUAUCCUUUUAUUAUUGUUUUAAAACCAUUCCAUUUCAAAGCACUUUCAGUUCAUUAGGUAUAGGAAAUACUUUUGUUUUAUUGUGUGGGAUUUUUUUUCAAAUGGAAUGGUUUGGAAAUUAUAUAUAUAAAUAUAAAUAAAUAUAUAUAUAUAUAUAUAAAGUGCUUGUGUGCAAACACGGAAUUGCAAAGCAAGUGCAUUUAACUAUGGUGUUGAGGAAAGGUGGGUUUUUUUCUGAAGGUUGUGUUCCAGUGAGAGAAAUUACAGUCACAAAAUUGCCAGGAUAUCUUCCUAACCUUUUCAAUAGAAAAGAUAUUUAGAAAUCUUUUGGUGCCAACUCAUUUUUAUAAAUAUAAAUUUAGGGGCCUGAAAGGUUUACCUAUAGGACAUAUAUUUUGAGAAUUGUCUCUAGAUGUUGUACAAGUGAAGGCUUUUAAACACUAAAAUAUAUAAUUUAUAGUUAAGGCUAAAAAGAAUAUUUAUUGCAGAGGAUGUUCAGAAGGCCAGUAUAAUUUGUACAAUAAAUCACCCCCUGAUUCUUAAAAAAAUCUUUCUGCCCUUGAUGUUGCAAUUUUAACACAUCUUACUCAAAAUAAGGACAUUUCAAGAUAAUUUGAAAUAUGGCCCAGAUACUUCCAAAAUAAUGCUAACCAUGAGAAAGCGCCAUAGUUAAAAGUGUAGAAUUGGUGUACUUGAAAAAAAAAAGUUCUUAAUCCAGUGUAUUCCCCCCCCCCUUUUUUUUUUUUUAAAUUUAGCUUCAAAUAGAAAAUUUGCACAUCUUGGCUAUGUAUCUUUUUUAUUAUUAUUGUAGAAAGUAGCUGAAGGGACGUGGACAUAGCUGUUGAAGUUGAUGCUUGAGGAGAAUGUGAUGGCAAAAUGUAUGUGAGAAACUGCCGCUAAGGUGUUGAUUGUAAACAAAAAAUGUUUUUAAAAGGAAAAAAAAGGAGCGGAUGCUCCCCUUUUUAUGAGCUGCUAUGGAUAAAUUCCCAGCAUGAAUUGAAAAAAAUUAACAUUGCUUUUCUGUAUCUUUGUCAUUGUGUUUUGCUGCUAUUUUGUGGUCAUUUUUUUUGUUUAUACAAUGUCAUAUACUGCCAUGUUAUAGGUUUUAAAUUUUCUCAUAGAAAAUUAUAUUAUUGACAUCAUUUUUGGGUAGAUUUUUUAUGUGAUCAGUUUUACUUAAUGUGAUUACUGCUCUAUUCCAAAAAAGGUUCCUGUUUCACAAUACCUCAUUCUUCAGUUAACCGUGAUUAGAUCAGGUUUUAAUGUUCGUUCACAACACCUCAUAGUUCUACUGCAAGCUGAAAUGCAUUGGACAUUAUUCUGAAUGGGUCUCGCGAUUUGCAACUAGUUUGUAUUGAUGUUAAGAUGGCAAACAUUUCAGAAGAUUGAAUAAUGUCAGGUUCUUUUGUUACGUGUUUUUAUAAAGUGGAUUCUUUUUUCUGAUCUGGGGUUUAUUAUCAUAGUAGUUUUAAGCUGUGUUAUUAGCCACAUUUGAUAUAUGAAAGGUGCAUUAUAAUAUAACUCUUAUAUGCCCUUUGAUGUUUUCCAUCAGUUGGGAAUCAUCAUGUGGUAUGAUAGGUUAUCUUCUGGAAUUUAAGUAUUUUGUGUGUUUAAUCUGUUAUGAUAUAUUAGGGUUUUUGUUGUUGUUAAUUAUAGCAUAAUGCUAAUUUAAAACAAACCUGUAAAUCUCAUAAGUAAGCCAGCUAACAGAGUUGUAUGGUGAAGAAUAAUCUAGUUGCCUGUAUGCUGCUAAACCAAAACAGAAUUAGAACUUCUUUUUGAGGGCAAAUGCAGUUAAGAUCCUACCUAAGCUUAUUCAAAUAGAAAACAGCCUUUGUAAUGCUACUAGCAGUCGCAGGACCCAGGAGGACUUGGAUUCAUUUUGUCCAAAUUUCAGGAACAUUUCUUACUGCUUACCUCAUAGACAUUUCUGUUUGUGGCAUCUCUGUGUCUCUGAACCAAACAAGAUUAAGAUAGUGGUUGUUGGUUAUAUUAUGUGUUUCACUGAGAAGUGGCGGCGUGUACUGCAAAAUUUCUUUAAAGUAUUGUAUGUACUAAAAGGCCAAAUGCUGAUAAGCGGGUUCACGUGCCAACAGAGAUGCUUUAUUUCUCACAUUGUUAUAACGAUAGAAAGCAAAGCAAUUCAGAUUUGUAUUUUUUUUAUAUUAUUGGCAUCACUGGUCUGAAAUGCACAUUUUCACCAACAGACCUGUAACAGAUAAGUUUCCAGCAAAAAGAAAAAGGAAAAAAGAAAUUCCCCUAAAGUCUAGAAAUAAAUUUGUAAAACCCAA
Molecule: messenger RNA, 4267 nt
Organism: Eublepharis macularius
Lineage: Eukaryota; Metazoa; Chordata; Lepidosauria; Squamata; Eublepharidae
Gene: CCND1
Product: cyclin D1
Exons: 5
Coding region: 211-1089 (292 amino acids)
Biological process (GO): positive regulation of G1/S transition of mitotic cell cycle; regulation of cyclin-dependent protein serine/threonine kinase activity; mitotic cell cycle phase transition
Cellular component (GO): cyclin-dependent protein kinase holoenzyme complex; nucleus; cytoplasm
Molecular function (GO): cyclin-dependent protein serine/threonine kinase regulator activity
Source: RefSeq, a predicted model, not a curated record